CUCAACUGCUCCAGUCAGCCUGCUUCCAGAGGCCUAUCAGUUAGGGCAGCACCUGUGGCUGAGUGAGCAGCAUCAGGCAUGUACCAGGUGGUUGCGUUCUUGGUAAUGAUCGUGGGAACCCACACCCUCAAUUUGCGGAUACGGAGGGACUGCGGCCGCCGCUGGAACUGCUUCUUCGGCAAAGGACAAGAGCCCUCUGAAGAGUGGCUGGUGCAGAACACUGUACCUGUGUCUCCCCCGGAGCCUGCGAGCCUCACCCACCACACAGAAUCCUGCAGGGCCAGCGAAGAUGGACCUCUCAACAGCAGGUCCAUCUCCCCUUGGAGCUAUGUGUUGGACAGGGACUUGAACCGGCUCCCACAGGACCUGUACCAAGCGCACUGCCUAUGUCGACACUGCGUCAGCCUAAAGACAGGCUCCCACAUGGACCCCCUCGGCAACUCAGAGCCACUCUACCACAAUCAAACGGUCUUCUACCGGCGGCCAUGCCAGGGCAAGGAGGGUUCCCAUGAAGGCUACUGCCUGGAGCGCAGGCUUUACCAAGUUUCCUUGGCUUGUGUGUGUGUGCGGCCCCGUGUGAUGGCCUAGUGGUGCCUGCCACGUGCCCGAGGCUGGUCCCUUGUCGGGAAGAUGAGUCCGGUGUCCAAUCACCUUG
This is a messenger RNA of Nannospalax galili (Upper Galilee mountains blind mole rat), 655 nucleotides long. RefSeq names its product interleukin 25 (gene Il25). Gene Ontology annotation, cellular component: extracellular region. The transcript is spliced from 3 exons. NCBI's taxonomy places the organism in Eukaryota, Metazoa, Chordata, Mammalia, Rodentia, Spalacidae. Gene Ontology annotation, molecular function: cytokine activity. Bases 79 to 588 code for a protein of 169 amino acids. The record is from RefSeq and is a predicted model, not a curated record.